This is a messenger RNA of Erigeron canadensis, 2721 nucleotides long. Its product is annotated as U-box domain-containing protein 45-like. Gene Ontology annotation, molecular function: ubiquitin-protein transferase activity; protein binding. Bases 225 to 2450 code for a protein of 741 amino acids. Gene Ontology annotation, cellular component: nucleus; cytoplasm. Gene Ontology annotation, biological process: protein ubiquitination. NCBI's taxonomy places the organism in Eukaryota, Viridiplantae, Streptophyta, Magnoliopsida, Asterales, Asteraceae. The transcript is spliced from 6 exons. The record is from RefSeq and is a predicted model, not a curated record.
UAAUCCCUCUUGCCCUUUAAUCCAUAUGUCCGUACGUACACUCUCUUUCUCAGAGUAUUUGUUGUUUCCAUUAAACUUGGAAAUACAGUUAGUGUACUUGAAGUAUAUGUUGGUGUAAAAAUGGAGUAUCAAUAUCAUUAUUGUUAUAUUCUUCCUUUAUAAAAUCUUAUUGUCACAGGUUAUUUCAAGUACUAGUAUUUUAGUUGAUUUGUAAAUCAGUAGUCAUGGACCAUUCUGAGAUUGAAGAGAAUUUGUUUGCACUUGGUGAACCUAAGUUACAUGGAGGAAUGUGUGCAACUCUUUCUUUCAUCUAUGUCAAAGUGUUGAGUAUUUUCCCUGAUUUAGAAGCCGCUCGGCCUCGAAGCACUUCGGGUAUACAGGCAUUGUGUUCGUUGCAUAUAGCGUUAGAGAAGACUAAGACCCUACUUCAACAUUGUGCAGAAUCUAGUAAACUUUACCUGGCUAUAACAGGUGAUUCUAUUGUUCUAAAGUUUGAGAAGGCAAGAUCUGCUUUGACAGACAGUCUUAGACGGGUUGAGGAUAUCGUCCCACAAGCAAUUGGUUCACAGAUUUCUGACAUUUUAGGCGAGCUCGAGGGAAUAGAGUUUUCACUUGAUCCAUUAGAAAAGCAAGUAGGCGAUGAGAUAAUUGGCUUGCUGCAAGAAGGUAGAAAUUUCAACAGCAGCUGUGACGGAAACGAAUUAGAAACUUUCCACCAGGCUGCAUCUAAACUCGGUAUUACUUCUUCAAGAGGAGCUCUUCGAGAAAGAAGGGCUCUCAAAAAACUCGUGGAAAAAGCUAGAAUUGAAGAUGACAAAAGGAAAGAAUCCAUUGUGGCUUAUCUCUUACAUCUCAUGAGAAAAUACUCAAAAUUAUUUAGAAGUGAUUUCUCAGAUGACAACGAUUCGCAAGGUGGUUCAACGCCUUGUUCACCUACGGUCCAAGGAUCUUUUGAAGGUGGGUUGACCCAUGCGUUUGACAGACAACUCUCGAAAAUGAGUUCUUUUAACUUCAAACCGAACUUUAGAAGAUCUGGGCAGAUGUCCGUCCCACCUGAGGAACUUAGGUGCCCGAUUUCAUUACAACUGAUGUAUGAUCCGGUCAUCAUUGCCUCAGGGCAGACAUAUGAAAGGAUAUGCAUUGAGAAAUGGUUUAACAAUGGGCAUAACACCUGCCCGAAGACUCAACAGACCUUGGCUCAUCUUUGUUUGACUCCUAAUUACUGUGUGAAGGGUCUGGUUGCUAGUUGGUGUGAGCAGAAUGGAGUUUUGGUUCCUGAAGGUCCGCCGGACUCCAUAGACAUCAACUACUGGAACUUACCUUUGUUGGAAAACGAGUCGGUUAAUUCAAGAUUGGCUGAAAGUGUAGGAUCCUGUAAGUUUGAGAGAGAUGUAGAUGAACUUGAGGUUGUGCCUGAGCAUGAAGUCAACACGUUUGUAAGUUAUGAGGACAUGUUGACCAUUUUGACCACGAAGGGUGAGAAGAAAAAGCUUCAAGUUGUAGAGAAGAUACGGUUUUUGUCCAAGGAUGAUGAAGAGGCUCGGAUACAUAUGGGUGAAUAUGGUUUUGUUGAAGCAUUGUUACGGUUUUUUGAGUCUACUGUGCAUGAAAAAAAUAUUGUUGCUCAGGAGAGUGCAGCCAUGGCUCUCUUCAAUCUGUCUGUCGAUAACAACAGAAACAAAGAAACGAUGUUAGCAUCCGGGGUACUGCCUUUGCUUGAGAAAAUGAUGGGAAGUUCAGGCUCCCCCAGGGCAUUGGCGGCCCUUUACUUGAAUCUUUCUUGUUUAGAACAAGCCAAGCCCAUCAUUGGUGCAAGUGAGGCAGUUCCUUUUCUGAUCCGGAUUCUCGAGGAUAGUAUGGAUUCCGAAUGUAAAUCUGAUGCUGUUCAUACUCUGUACCAUCUUUCAACCUGCCAUUCUAACAUCCCACGGCUCGUAUCGUUAGGCAUUCUGAAUGCCCUUCAGCCGCUUAUCGAUGAUCAAACAUGGACAGAGAAAGUUUUAGCCAUUUUGACCAACAUGGCUAAUUUAGCCAAAGAUGAAAUCAUAUCCACUCACGGUUUGGUUGCUGGGCUUUCAUCGGUUCUAGAUAUUGAUGAGCCUACAGUUCAGGAGCAAGCUGCAGCUUUUUUACUAAUUUUGUGCACACGAAAUGAGAAGUGCAUUCAGAUGGUCCUUCAAGAAGGCGUGAUACCUUCUUUAGUGUCAAUUUCUGCUAAUGGGACCGUGAGAGGAAAACAAAAAGCUCAGAAACUAUUAAUGCUGUUUCGGCAAAGCCGACAACAUGACCCACCUGCAGAGCACUUUGACUGUUCACAGGUUGAGAACAACGUUGUGGGUCGGGUUAAUGAAGAAGUGAAGACUUUAACCAAGCCAGCCUCAAGGAGAAAAAUGGGGAGAUCUUGGAGUUCUUUGUGGAGAAACAAGAGUUUCUUGGUUAACCAGUGUUGAACCAAUUUGGGUUUCAUUGUUAGCUAAUUUGGUGCGUCUUCUGAUCCCAACCUGAACCUGUCUAUAACUUUACCUGUUGUUUUAGCACUUAGUAUGAACUGUUGCAACCUGUAUAUUCUUAUAAGCUAUGUAAUCUCAUUUUGGUUGUUCGGAUAACCUUUUGUGGUACUUGUUAUCAUGUCCUGGGUUCUCUGCCUAAGGGACCGGAUUUGAUUAAUGCAUCAAUUGCUCUAAAGAGCGAAGUAAUUUGAGCUAUUUUUGGUUUACUAUA